CAGAAGCAAUCGGUAUUCACAAUUGACCGACAGUAGAGAGCUCCUCCUGUCGUCUGGACUACAAUGGCUACCCCGGAAGUUCACCACCUCUUUCAUAACCCCAUUGCUGAUCACUCAUUUUCCCCUGAUAAGUCAACGCUUGCAGUUGCUCGGGACAGCAAUGUGGAGCUAUACCAGAAAGCGGGUAACAAGUUCUCGUUAACCGAUGAACUCAAAGGCCAUGAAAAGAUUGUGACAGGUGUUGAUAUCGCUCCUAAUAGUGGCCGGAUUGUUACCUGUUCGCAGGAUCGCAAUGCAUAUGUUUGGGAGCGAACCUCCGCUGGCUGGAAACCGACUUUGGUCCUGCUUCGGAUCAACAGAGCUGCAACCUUUGUGAGGUGGUCUCCAUCCGAACAAAAGUUUGCUGUUGGCUCAGGGGCCCGUGUGAUCGCUGUUUGCUACUUUGAGGAAGAAAACGACUGGUGGAUUUCGAAACACCUGAAGAAGCCUAUACGGAGUACCAUCACCACACUUGCUUGGCAUCCGAACUCUGUUCUUCUGGCUGCAGGCUCGACUGAUUCCCACGCGAGAGUUCUUUCCAGUUACAUCAAGGGUGUUGAUACCCGCCCCGAGCCAAGCGCCUGGGGAGAACGUCUCCCAUUUAACACUAUAUGUGGAGAGUUUUUGAAUGACUCGGCGGGAUGGAUUCAAGGAGUGUCCUUUUCUCCAAGUGGAAACGCGCUUGCAUUCACUGGACAUGACAGUAGUGUCACUGUUGUGUACCCUAGUGCACCCGACCAACCUCCUCGGGCUAUGUUGAACAUCACCACUCGCUUCUUACCGUUCAAUAGUUUGAUCUGGAACGGAGAGAACGAGAUCAUCGCUGCUGGCCACGAUUGCGAGCCGUACCGCUUCCAUGGGGACGAGAAUGGAUGGCAGCUUACAGGAACUAUCGAAAACAAGUCCGGUUCCGGUGCGGGUGCUGUUCGCGAGGAGUCUGCUCUUAAUAUGUUCCGUCAAAUGGAUCUCAAGGGACAGACCCAGGCCGAUACCCAACUCAAGACGGUCCAUCAGAAUACUAUCAACACUGUUCGCAUAUAUGAGGAGGCGAACGGAAAUGUCAGCAAAUUUAGUACGAGUGGUGUUGAUGGCCGUGUGACGUGGAGCACCGGUCCCUUCCUCUCGGAUUCGUGCGGCUACAUCGCAUUGUCCCAUUUCCCACAUGCAAAGCGCAUAAUUGUUGCUUUCCGUGGCACUUAUUCAAUCACAGACACUAUAAUCGAUCUUUCAGCCUAUCCGCAGGCGUACGUACCAUAUAACCCUAAUGGCCGGGAGGAUAAGGAAUUGUUACGGUGUCGUAAUUGCACAGUCCACGCGGGAUUCCUGGCCGCGUGGCUGAACACCCGCCCGAUCAUCCUCAAACAUGUUUCAGCAGCAAGGAAACAGUAUCGUGACUACAAAGUGGUGCUUGUCGGUCACUCACUUGGUGGGGCAGUUGCUGCGCUGGCGGGGCUUGAGAUGCAAAUGCGAGACUGGGAGCCGCAGGUGACGACGUUUGGAGAGCCUAAAAUCGGAAACAAGGAAUUUGUCAAUUUUCUUAACGAGGCGUUCAAGCUCGGGACAGCGUCAUCAUCAGGCAAUGCUCAGCAGUGGCAAUUCCGGAGGGUAACUCACGUGGAUGAUCCUGUGCCUCUCCUGCCACUAGAAGAAUGGGGAUACGAGAUGCAUGCUGGAGAAAUAUUCAUUUCAAAGGCUGUUCUCCCGCCCUCAGAAUCCGACGUUAUAUUCUGCGAUGGGAAUAAAGAUGCGCACUGUAUCACCGGGGAGCAAAGUAACCUGAGAGCCAUGCUUCACGAGAUCAAGUUGAAUGCGGCGAAGCACGAGUGGCGUCAUAGAGUGACAGACCUGACAGAUCAGGUGGUUAGCGACAGAUCUCCAUCGAUGACGGACUCUCAAAGCGACGCCGAAAGGCAACAGAUACCGCUUCGUCUCCCGUGGAACCUUAUUCCUUCCAGAUACCGACUCUGGGAGCUAUUCUUUGCUCACCGAGACUACUUCUGGCGGAUAGGCCUCUGCGUUCCUGGUGGUGAUCCAACAGGCAAAGAAAAAAAUCAUUACUCCUAG
Aspergillus nomiae NRRL 13137 is the source of this 2103-nucleotide messenger RNA. Its product is annotated as putative actin-related protein 2/3 complex subunit 1A. The transcript has 5 exons. Gene Ontology annotation, cellular component: actin cytoskeleton; Arp2/3 protein complex. Gene Ontology annotation, molecular function: actin filament binding. The coding region runs from base 64 to 2103 and encodes 679 amino acids. NCBI's taxonomy places the organism in Eukaryota, Fungi, Ascomycota, Eurotiomycetes, Eurotiales, Aspergillaceae. The record is from RefSeq and is a predicted model, not a curated record. Gene Ontology annotation, biological process: Arp2/3 complex-mediated actin nucleation; lipid metabolic process.